Camelina sativa (false flax) is the source of this 349-nucleotide messenger RNA. The record is from RefSeq and is a predicted model, not a curated record. Lineage: Eukaryota; Viridiplantae; Streptophyta; Magnoliopsida; Brassicales; Brassicaceae.
AACAAGAAAAGAUUUUUGAGUUUUACCAUUAGCAAUGGAGAAAACGUCUCUCAAGCUUUUCUUCUUGUUCUCCCUCGCAGUCAUAGCAUUUUGUUCGUCUUUGGGUGAUGCAAGAGAGAUGAUGGUGGAGGAAGAAGUGAACUGCAUCGACGGCAAAUGUCCUCAAGGAAAGAAGAACUGUAACUGCUUGCCGCCAGUAGCACAUAUAAUGGAUAAUAACGGUCGGGUUUGCACUGUAGAUCUUGACUGUUACAAGUACUGUCCUCCGCAAUGCAAGUUUGCAACAUGUGACUGUAGGUGUGAUAUUGGUUGUUGUACAUGUACCUGUUAACGAGUGUUUAGGAGAUUU